AAUUGUAGUUUUUAAUUGUUUAGCGGUUUAUCCCGCGGUCAUGGGAGUUUAAUCGGCUAAUUUGAAUCAGUUCAGCGCUCUCGAGAGAAUCAUGUGUUCUGAACACGGACGACGCGCCACAGCGUAAAUAAUAACCGAAGUAUUUAUUUACUGUUUGUUUGCAUUGACUGUGUGCUUGAGAAUGUCGAUAUCUGAGGCGCAGAGAGCCUCGGGCUGGAGGAGAGAGAUGAGAGAGAGACAAAGGGGUAAAACAGCGGGGAAAGUCGAUGUCUACAUCAUCAGUCCUCAGGGCAAGAUCUUCCGAUCCAAGACUCAGCUGCACAGAUUCCUGCUCUCACAGACAAACGUGGAGCUGCAGAUCAGCGACUUCGACUUCUCCGUGUCUGAAACUCAACAAACGAGAAGGACACUGAAAGAGGAAGACCGUGCUGGAGUGACGGCAGAUGAAGACGUGUACGAGCGCCGAGACGAGAAGAGAGAGAGCGGAGAGCGGAUCGGCCUGGAAGAUGAACGAGUGAAUCGACUGAACCCAACUCUAGACAUUUCUGCUCCAGAGAGCCAAGAACACGAUGGGUUCGAGACGACAGGAGGAGUAGAGGAGGAAAACCAGAGCCUGAAACACACAGACUGUGUGUCGCCUUCGAGAAACUCUGAGAACAGGUUGAAGUUAUUUGCAGAGAAGCGGAAAACCAGUCCGUACUUCAGUAGAAGGAAUAAUGAUCUGAGCCGGCCGAAACGCAAAGCCUUGAGGAAAUGGACUCCGCCGCGCUCGCCCUUCAAUCUGGUGCAGGAGACGCUGUUUCACGACCCCUGGAAGCUCCUGGUGGCCUCCAUCUUCCUCAACAAGACCAGCGGUAAGAUGGCGAUCCCGAUGCUGUGGGAGUUUUUCCAGCGUUACCCGAGCGCAGACGUGACCCGAGCGAGUGACUGGAGGCCUGUGUCCCGUUUACUGAAGCCACUGGGUCUCAGUACGAUCCGCGCCAAAACACUCGUGCGCUUCUCUGACGAGUAUCUGAGUAAAUCCUGGCGGUAUCCCAUCGAGCUCCACGGCAUCGGGAAAUACGGCAAUGACUCGUUCCGAAUCUUCUGUGUGGAGGAGUGGAGAAAGGUGACGCCAGACGACCAUAAGCUCAACGACUAUCAUGCCUGGCUGUGGAGAAACCAGGAGCGCUUAGGAAUCUGAUUUUACUCGUUUUAAUA
Messenger RNA from Rhinichthys klamathensis goyatoka, 1200 nucleotides. RefSeq names its product methyl-CpG binding domain protein 4 (gene mbd4). The record is from RefSeq and is a predicted model, not a curated record. Gene Ontology annotation, molecular function: DNA binding; catalytic activity. Bases 182 to 1183 code for a protein of 333 amino acids. Gene Ontology annotation, biological process: DNA repair. Gene Ontology annotation, cellular component: nucleus. Lineage: Eukaryota; Metazoa; Chordata; Actinopteri; Cypriniformes; Leuciscidae. The transcript is spliced from 7 exons.